AUGAAGGAGAAGGUGUACUGCGUGAUACCAGAAGGCGUCGAGAUGGAUGGCGACUUCGACUGUCUCGAGUUGGUGAAGGCGAUCUACGGUCUCAAGCAAGCUUCACGCGUGUGGAACGAGACUUUCGACGAGUUCGUAUGCUCCAUCGGUUUCGAAGCGUGGGCGUUCGACCCAUGUCUCUACAUCAAGGUUGCGUAUGGUCACUGUGUGCUGCUACUGGUAUACGUGGAUGACGUUUUGGUAACAGGCAGUUCAAUUGACUUGAUUGCACAGACCAAGAGUGAUCUCAAGAUGCGUUUCGAGAUGACCGACAGCGGCAAGUGUACUUUUGUACUGGGCAUCGAACUGGUGGACGAAUCGGAUGGCAGCGUGACGAUGUGCCAGCGACGGUAUGUCAACGACAUCCUCAAGCGCUUCGGCAUGGAUGAGUGCAAGGCCACAGCAAGUCCGGUCGACUUGAGCACUCGGCUUGUCGCAAGCAGCGAAGCGGCCAAGAUCGACGUUCCGUUUCGUGAAGCUGUGGGAGCUUUGAUGCACUUGAAGACUGCGACGCGCCCGGACAUUGCGUAUGCUGUGGGGUACGUCUCGCGCUUCAUGGAGAAUCCGCAGCAAGAACAUUGGACGGCGGUGAAGCGCAUCUUUCGUUACUUGCAAGGGACCAAGUCGCACGGACUCCGCUUCCAGCCAAGCGACAAGAUCGACUUUCGUGGCUACUCGGACGCGGACUGGGCCGGCGACCACGUUGAUCGCAAGUCGACUUCGGGUUACACUUUCAUGCUGAUGGGUGCUUCUGUGAGUUGGGGAAGCAAGAAGCAGUCAAGUGUGUCGCUGUCGACGAGUAAAGCGGAAUACAUCGCACUGAGUCUGGCCAUCCAGAAAGGCAAGUAG
This is a messenger RNA of Peronospora matthiolae, 888 nucleotides long. The record is from the annotation of a GenBank genome assembly. Lineage: Eukaryota; Oomycota; Peronosporomycetes; Peronosporales; Peronosporaceae.